UGUUCAUGCUACUGAAGCUAGUAACAUUUCUAGCACGCGUCUACAUGUAGAGCUGAGCUGGAUCAAGGCUAAACACCUCUGUAUGUAGCAGCACAAUCAAGGAACCCACUCAGAAGAGUGAGGCGUGGGAUGGGCAUAGAAACACUUCAGAUAUCAUUAACUUGUCAUAAAAUGGGGGGACAGCGCUGUGGUUUAAGAAACAAGUAAACAGCGUGAAACAGAAACUACCCACAAUUACUACAAGCACAGUCGGAUUUCUGUGGUGCAAAUAGAUAAUAACGCACGAGGAUUUAAAUACUUGUUUGCAUUUUGGAGAGAUGUCACGGAAAAGAUGAUCUGAUGCAGGGGGGAGUGACAGCGCACAUCGCCGAAGCAGAAAGGAAGAGGGAAAAAAAAGGGUUUGAUGAAUGAAUAAUUGAAGGGAACUGGUGGCCGCGCGAUGCUUCUAUAGUCCGGGGCAACGUUGUGAAUAGCGAGGCAGCAGCGGCUGAUUCAAGUGGGCAUGAGGCACCGAGAGCUACUAACCGUCACUCAUGUUGUCCGACACCAGUGGGCUACCGUUCCAUUCCAAGUGAGAAGGGGGUGGUCACAUCCUAAGGGUAUCUAUGUGUGAUCACGCUGGGAUUGCUGACACUGGGGAAAUGAGGGACUGUGUCAGUUAUUGAUUACACCUGGAAGGUCGAUACAAUCACUCAGUGUAAACAAGAAAAAGGGGUGUGUGAGGCUGCAUGGCAAUCUGCUAAAUGCUCGACUGUGCCUCCAAACUGCAACUUACCCAAAAAGCAAAUGUUUUUAUUUUUUAGCGUGACAUUGUACAGAGGACGUUGGUAAUUAAGUAUGUUUUGGGGAGUAGAUUGCUAAAUCCAUAGUGUUUACCUCACUUCCUCACGCCCCCAUGUAAAUGGCUUCGUUCCCGGAGUCCGAUUUCCAGCUGUGCCCGCUUUGCAAGGAGAUGUGCGUGUCCUCUGCCCCCAUCUCCUCCUCCAGUUCGUCGUCUUCGUCCUCCCAGACGUCCAGCAGUAGCAGUAGUAGCCUGGGCACGGCCCCCCGCAGGCUGCAUGUGUUGCCGUGUCUGCAUGCCUUCUGCAGGCAGUGCCUAGAGGGGCAGCGGUGUCCCGGGGACUCUCUGCAGCUACGUUGCCCGGUGUGUGACCACAAGGUGCUGAUCUCCGAGGCCGGGAUGGAUGCUCUGCCCUCUUCUACUUUCCUGCACCUCAGUAACCUUCUGGAUGCCGUGGUCGGAGCCACCGAAGACCAGCAGAGUAACGGGAGCAGGAGUGGUGGUGUACGGCAACACCGCUCCCGCUCCUCUUCGUGUUCGUCCUCCAGCCUCCUCCGUAGGGCGCCUCCUAGUCAGCCAGAGCCGCGCUGUUCCUCCUGCGAUGAGGGCAACGGGGCGAGCUCGCACUGCCUGGACUGCCAGGAAAACCUGUGCGACAACUGCCUGCGCGCCCACCAGCGGGUGCGACUCACCAAGGACCACUUUAUCGAGCGCUUUACCCCCUGCAGCAGGGCGCCCGGCAGCAUCAGCGGAACCGCCUCCCCCUGCAGCUCGGCGGUGGCCAGUGCCUCCACCACAUCGUCUACCUCAUCCUCCUCCAGCACUCUGUGCUCGGCACCGCUGUCUUACCAGAGCAACGUCUUCUCUAUCCUGCCAGUGUAUUCGGAGAGGCUCGCUUACUGCAAACAGCACGACGAGGAGGUUCUGCAUUUCUACUGUGACUCAUGCUCUGUCCCUAUAUGUCGGGAGUGCACCGUAGGGCGUCAUGCCGGCCACAGCUUUGUCUACCUCCAGGAUGCCCUACAAGACUCUAGGGCUCUUACUAUCCAGCUUCUGGCUGACGCACAGCAAGGACGGCAGGCUAUUCAGCUGAGCCUAGAGCAGGCCCAAGCAUUGGCAGAGCAAGUUGAGAUGAAAGCCAAAGUGGUGCAAUCUGAGAUCAAAGCGGUCACCUCAAGACACAAGAAAGCACUUGAGGAGAGGGAAUGUGAGCUCCUCUGGAAGGUUGAAAAAAUUCGUCAGGUGAAAACAAAAUCACUCUACCUCCAAGUUGAGAAACUCCACCAGGCUCUUAACAAGUUAGACAGCACAAUAAAUGCUGUGCAACAGGUCUUGGAAGAUGGCUGUACAAUGGAUAUACUUAUUGCUCGAGACAGAGUCUUGGCUCAACUUCAAGAUGUGAAGAAUGCAAGAGGUCUUCUGCAGCUUCAAGAAGAUGACCGGAUCAUGUUUACUCCCCCAGACCAGGCCUUGUUCCUUGCCAUCAAGUCCAUGGGCCUUGUGAGUAGUGGGGCUUUUGCUGCUCUGACCAAAGCUACCGGAGAAGGCUUGAAACGUGCUCUGCAGGGUAAAGUUGCCUCUUUUACGGUUAUUGGAUAUGAUCAUGAUGGUGAAGCAAGACUCUCUGGUGGUGACCUUAUAACAGUCUUGGUAAUGGGCCCAGAUGGAAAUCUGUUUGGUGCGGAAGUUAGUGAUCAGAUGAAUGGUACCUAUUUGGUGAGCUACCGUCCCCAGUUGGAAGGAGAACAUCUUAUCUCAGUAAUGGUGUGCAACCAGCAUAUAGAGAACAGCCCUUUUAAAGUCAAUGUCAAAUCUGGCCGCUGCUAUGUUGGUAUUGGGCUCCCUACCCUUUCUUUUGGUGGUGAGGGUGACCAUGAUGGAAAACUCUGUCGUCCUUGGGGAGUCUGUGUAGACCGGGAGGGCUACAUCAUUGUGGCAGAUAGGAGUAACAAUCGUGUCCAAAUCUUUAAGCCAUGUGGAACCUUCCAUCACAAGUUUGGCACCCUUGGGUCUAGGCCUGGCCAAUUUGAUCGCCCUGCUGGAGUAGCCUGUGAUAAUUCUCGUAGGAUUGUGGUUGCAGAUAAAGACAACCACCGUGUGCAAAUAUUCACUUUUGAAGGUCAGUUUAUAAUGAAGUUUGGGGAGAAGGGGACAAAGAAUGGCCAGUUUAAUUAUCCUUGGGACGUUGCUAUUAAUUCUGAGGGAAAGAUUCUUGUCUCAGACACUCGGAACCAUCGUGUUCAGCUUUUCAGUCAAGAUGGGACAUUUCUGAACAAGUAUGGCUUUGAAGGUGCACUUUGGAAGCACUUUGACUCCCCGAGGGGUGUGGCAUUCAGUCAAGAUGGCUACCUAGUUGUAACUGACUUUAACAACCAUCGCCUGCUUAUCAUCAAACCAGACUGCCAGUCAGCACAUUUCUUGGGCACAGAGGGUACAGGCAGUGGUCAAUUUCUUAGGCCACAGGGUGUGGCAGUUGAUCAGGAAGGUCGCAUCAUAGUGGCUGACUCCAGAAACCACAGAGUACAGAUAUUUGAACCCAAUGGCAGCUUCCUGUGCAAGUUUGGCACACAAGGAAGUGGCUUUGGCCAAAUGGAUCGGCCAUCUGGUAUAGCAGUCACACCAGAUGGCACAAUUGUUGUGGUGGAUUUCGGUAAUAACCGAAUUUCAGCCUUCUAAUCCAUGUAAAACAAAACAUGUCUCAGGGAAUCAUUUCCAGAAGUAUAUAAAUAUACAACAACACUGAGCACCUACCUCAUUUUUUUUUCUAACAAAAUUAUUGUUAUUUACAAAACAAAAAAUAAGAGCCUGUGAAAAAGUAGAACCAACGUUGGGAAAUAAUCUACCUCAAAACCUCUUGGACAUAGGGGUGUUUAUCCUGUUUUAUUUACUGUACCUGCACAAUAUAUUGAUUUACCUCAUACAUACUCGACUUGGAGAAUCAACUCAACACAUAAUGGGAUUAGAGAAAGUAUACAAAUCCAAGAAGCCAAAAAGGGCUAUAAAACGUUAAAAAAAAAAGAAAAAAUGAAACGGGAUAACUUGGAAUAGACUUUGUUUAAAAUGUUUGUGUCCUCUUUAACCAAAUUGGCUGUUUUCUUCUAAACUAGUGCUGCUGCAAAAGAGGGCGCCUUGUAUAUUACUAAUACCUCAACGUGUUUUGAAACAGAAAUACCUCAGAAUACAUAUUUUAUCAAAGUGGGUUUUUUUCUACUAGAAGUUCACAUAUCUCCAUUGCUGAAAUCACAAUGUAAUACUUUUUCUAAUGUUUAUUUGCUGUUUAAGCACAAUGUGUGUUGCAAAUGUUAAUGCUCAUCCAUUUUUUCUGCUGCCUUAGUUUUUCAAAUUACAUCCAAUAUGAGACAAGUGAUGUUAGCGUCAGAGGAUUUAAAAAAAAAAUUUUUUUUUAAAUAACUUCUAGAAUAUACUGUAGGGGGUGACAAGUUCUGUGAACGACAUAAUUUGAAGGCAUUUCAGUCAUGAUACGAUAACAAAAACCUAAAAUCUGAUUUAAUGAUAAUUUUGCAACUAAAUUUGUAUACAACCUUGUAAUGCAGAUCUGCUCAGGCAGCACUAACACGUGACCACUUAAAAGAAUAUUUCUCAAGAUUUUUUUUUUUUUUUAAUAAAGAAAAUCACAUUUCUAAUGUGUUAAAAAAACAAACCACACAGUUUUAGAUUGUCAACAAAUUAGUCUUCAGCUUAUCUUUAUCAAUCUGGGUGAUCAGUUUUUAUGCUUAACACUGUAGCCCAUAUACUAAUUUUUGUUAUUUUAUUGCUAUUCUGUCCACAAAGUACAGAAAUAGUAUCUAUUCUUUUGGCCAGAAGGAUUCAACAUUAUUAAUCUAAUUUGUUUACCCAAUGUUCUAUUUGUUUUGCGCUAAAAUGUUUCUCUAUCAUAUUGUCUCCAACCAAAGAUACAUAAUAAUGAUAUGAAACAAAAAUCUCAUGCAGAAUUAUUUUGUCAGUGUUUAUUAUAUGGAAAAAAUAACUUCUUAAAAUCAAAUAUUGGGUACUUUUUAAUUGUCAUUUUAGCCACUAUCUGCUAAAAAAUGAAUAUCCAUUUGUUAUGGCUUCACUAUUUGUACCGUAAUCGGUCAGCUUAACUAAAUACUUAUUGACCUGUGAUAUUUGCUUGUUGUGUUCUCUGCACCCUGCCAGUGCAACAUACAGUUCAUAUGCCGACUUGUCUCUUGAAUGUCGCCUGGUUAAUAGAACCCUCUAAUUACAUUUAAGCACAUAGUAUCUCAGUAUAAAUUGUUUUAGUUUUAAGAUUCACAGUUUACUUAAACAAGUAUUUCUAGCUGAUUUACCAAAAAGCUUAUCAAAGUAUAACAGUGCAAUCCCACUUCAUAUACACAUUUGUACAUACCCUUUUUCUUUUGAAUUUGUUAUAUUUUCCAAGUAGCUCUCAUUUGUCUAUCAAUCACAAUUUCUUUUCAAAAUGAUUGAAGUUUGUUUUUUCCCUAAUAAAUGUUUGGAGAAAACCACACACUUUUUUCCAAUAACAAUCUUAUCAUUAACUUAAAUGUAAUUUUCUUACUAUUAGAUAUUCACUAUCCAAUAAGGUUAUGUUGUGUCUAAUAUACAAAUUUGAAAUCGGGAAUUAUGUGUUUUAAGAUUUUUACAUUUAUUUAUUUUUAAAGAUUUCAUGUAUUUGGUGAAUGUUUGUAAGCCAAAGUAUAUGUAAAAGACAUUGAAAAUAAUUUUUUUAAACCAAAUAAUUUAUUUUCUUUAAUAAUUUACAACCUUCCCCAGGCAAUGACGCUUUUGUGAACAAAAGUUUUUGUUUUGUUUGGGUUUUUUUUAUUCACUUUUCAAUUGACCAAUUGCAGCUACUAAAUAAGGAUAUUUUCACAUACUGGUUUCUUGUACCAGCAUAUGUUAAGUGGGAUUGCACCGUUAGUUGCCAAACUUGCUAGACGAUCACAAGAGACACAAAAUCUGUUCAUGUAGGACAAAGAAUGUAUGUGUUUUGUCUAUGAAUAUCUAAUAUUUUACUAUCUAAUAGAUAUAUUUUUCCCCUCCUUUUUAUAUCUGUUCUUUUUUACUAAAAGUACUUCUAAUUUUAAGAUUACUGGUUAAAAAAAAAAGAUACCAAAGAUGACCUUUUUUGGUUUUGUUUCUUAUGGCUAAAACAUGAAUACCCUUUAAUUAUUGAAAUGGUCUUUUACAGAAUGCCAGUCAGGGUACUUCAGCAUCAAAAUCUUUCUGGAUUAGUGUAUUAGUGACCUGCAAAAGUUUAGUCUGAAUAUUCCCCUCCCCCCUGUUUGUUUAUUGCAGUAAAUUGAGUUGUGUGUAUAUUGCUUUUUAAUGUCGCCCCCCCCCCCCAAAAAAAAAAUGUUGGGGAAGUCUAUUAUGACCUAUUAAACUCUCUUAUAAUACCAUAAAUCAUUUAAUACUGAAAUCUAAUUUCAAAUUCUUAUUAAUGGCUCUUUGAUAGACACCACAUUUACCCUGACAUCCUAAGGGUUUAAAUAUUGUAAAGAACCCUGACCAUCUUGUGAAAUAAUACAUUUUCUUCCCAGUUAA
Molecule: messenger RNA, 6310 nt
Organism: Bombina bombina (fire-bellied toad)
Lineage: Eukaryota; Metazoa; Chordata; Amphibia; Anura; Bombinatoridae
Gene: TRIM71
Product: tripartite motif containing 71
Exons: 4
Coding region: 902-3457 (851 amino acids)
Biological process (GO): protein polyubiquitination; proteasome-mediated ubiquitin-dependent protein catabolic process
Molecular function (GO): protein binding; zinc ion binding; ubiquitin protein ligase activity
Source: RefSeq, a predicted model, not a curated record